AUGUUAGUUAGAAAUUUAAUUUUCUCUUUGAUGGGUAUCCAGUUCGCCCUCUGUUACACCAACAAACUGUUUACCAUCAUUAAACAGGAUUCCAUGAAUGGUGGUGCUAAAUUACAGUCAAAAUGGAAUAAACAUCAAAGUUUACACUUAUCUAUGGAUCCGUUAGCUCAUUUACCUUCGGGGUCAAAAAUGCGGGCGGAGAUUUUCCACAACAAGAGCAGCGUGCACCUGCCCUUCUCUGAAUACUUGCACCGCGGCCACGCGUACCUGACGAUAUCUCGGGACCAUAUGCAGACUGCUGUUGACGCCUUCGCUAUUUUUCUUGCGGGUAGCUUAGAAGAUGUAAUGCGCUUGCCUCCAGAAUAUGUGUUGCAAUCAGCUCGAACAAUAGCAAUGAUGAGAAUCGCAAGAGAAAAAUUGGCAAGCACGUGGCUCGUGGUAAAGGGUUCUACACCCACACACGAAGUGACCUAUGAGACCCUUGAGAAAUUUCGGCCACUAUUCAAGUACAUCAACGGUAAAGAGAUGGCCAGGCUUAACUUGUUAGACAAAAGGAUACUUUCAUUUAUUGGAACUCAUCCCGAUUUGAGUAGGCAUCAGGUGGGCGUUAUAGCAAGCCAGUACACACAACUCAACCCGAAUUGGACGGAAGCUCGAUACCUGAACGUUAUGAACAAUUUACUCUGUGGCGUACCAAUGCUCUUCAUGAGAGGAAUACCUAAGCAUACAUACCUGCAACUAACACAUCAGGCGUUAGGCAAGUCUUACAGCUGGAGCGCUCGCGAUGUAUCACGACUAGGCCUACUGCUCGCUGAAGUGGAUGCACAGAGUUUCAGCGCAAUCAAUCCUGAAGCCAUGGCCGGCAUAACGUCACAAGUGGUGUCACAAAUCCCGACGGAAGUCUUGCUCUCUGUGACCGAAAUGCAAAUGCGUUUCAUGGAACCAAAAUCUCUGAACAUCCUUGCAAAAAAGAUAAACGCCUAUCGCAUCCAACGAGGUGGUCUAAUGAAAACAUCCUCCAGUAACCUACUAAAACUUACUGACAUAGUUAUCGAAAGCGCAGUUUUCGAGGGUAAAAAUCAGGGACUACAACUACGAGUCCAAGAUUAA
Messenger RNA from Arctia plantaginis, 1110 nucleotides. The record is from the annotation of a GenBank genome assembly. Lineage: Eukaryota; Metazoa; Arthropoda; Insecta; Lepidoptera; Erebidae.